UCUUGAUAAGUCCAGGGGUUAAAACAGCAACUGAUAAUGUUCACAAGGCGUCUCGCCUUAUAUUCAGUCUAUUUAUUUCCUCCUUUCCCCUAUAUAAGUCGCCGGCCAUCAGCAGAUACGACGUUAACUGUGAAAGCGAGAAACGACUCUUUGCAAAAUGGCAAAUUCAUAUAUUUUGCUUCUUAAUUUCUUAAUCGUGCAAAGUAUUUUUAGGCCCACACAUGGGAACAUUGGUAGGUAUCUCUAUAUCAAACCUGAUCAACAAUUGUUGCAUUUUGUAGUGGUUUUUUUUCGUGUAGGAAACGAGAAUGCACUAUGUUAGGUUAAAUAUGUCAGCUAGGAAAGAAACUGAAUUGAUUGAAAAGAACUCGGAUUGCCGUUAUUGGCUUCUUAUCGACACAUGAAAAUCAACAUCUUCAUAAUUGUACUGUGGGUUAAGACAUAAUUAUACUGACAUUAUUGCUCUCUCUCUCUCUCUCUCUCUCUCUCUCUCUCAGUUUAUAGUCUUUCAAUUGUUUUUUAAGUUCCCCGAUCUUGUGAAGAGGUGUUGCGGCACUUUGGUGGAGGAGCAUUCAGCGCAGGUGUGUACACCAUAGAUCCGGACGGCCCAGGCGGACAGCCACCGUUUCAGGUCACGUGCACAACAUCAAAAGACCUCCCAGGACAUGGAAUCACCUUGGUAUCACACCAGAGCGCCUCACAGCCAAAAUGGUUCCACCAUUCAAGCACUUUUAUUGUGCCUGUUGAUUUUACUUACAAACCGACUAUGGCCCAGCUCGAAAGCCUCAUCAAGGUAUCUAGGAAUUGUCGCCAGUUUGUCAAGGUUUUGUGCUACCAUUCACAUCAAUUUUACAAACCGCAUUGGUGGUUUUCCAGACAAGGUUUGGCGAUGUCAAACUGGGGUGGCGCCCCCACCAACAGUUUUAUGUGUGCUUGUGGUGUACAGGGACACUGUGAUGACCCGGGAAAACCCUGCAACUGUUUACUCAAUGACAAGGUUUGGAGAAGUGACGAGGGCUACUUAGAAGACAAACGCUAUUUACCAGUAACACGUGUGUACGUGAGGGACACAGACAAUAACUACCCCGAAGAGGCUUACUUAACUGUCAAAGGCCUGGAAUGCUACGGGGAGAUAAACAAAGGACACUCCACAGAAAGAUGCCGGUGCAGCCUCCACGCCGAGGAGAAUUCCACCACGCCGGGUCCUCUACUCCUGCAGCUACCAGAUAUUGUCUAUGGUCAGGGUCAGGACGACGUGUGGCUAGAAGACGGCACCAAAACGACAAAGAUCACAGAUGUCUACCCCCAGUUCUUCAACACCAAGAAGCGCCGACAAAUCCCCCCAGUCACCCAAGUAACCCCUGGCCUGUCCCCCCAGUGUGCUAGUGCGUUACAGCGUUGCCCAGUGGAUUGUGAACGUUUAGCAAAGUUAAGAUUUGCGAACACAAAGCUGACUGAUGCCAUUUUAAUUAAUACCACGUGGAUGCCUUAUGGACAAAUCAUGUGUAAGAAUGCGGCUGUGAAGUUAGCCCCUCCUGGACGAAGAAUCGUGGCGUUCUACAAGGUGGCUCCACCUUGCGGCUUUGCACAGAGCUCCACGUACGCGUUCCCCGACUCAACUGUCCUCUGCUGCGAAGUAUUUACCAUUGCUGGUCAGGUUCUGAAAAUCUUUGAUGCUCAGUGCUCUGGAAUUAAUCCUGGAAGUUUGGGCCCACUUUUGGGGUAA
Lingula anatina is the source of this 1726-nucleotide messenger RNA. RefSeq lists its product as uncharacterized. NCBI's taxonomy places the organism in Eukaryota, Metazoa, Brachiopoda, Lingulata, Lingulida, Lingulidae. The record is from RefSeq and is a predicted model, not a curated record.